AAUCAAUUGAAGACUUAUUGUUUAAUUUGCCGGGAAGUAAAUUUCUCUCUCUUAUCUCUUGUCCAACAUACUGUAGAGUGCAAAAUCUGCAUUACUAUCAAGGACCAGAGUCCAGUGUUUGGAGUGCACAAAAAAAUUCAUGGACAACUAAUCCAAAAGUAGAGGAUCUCACAGAUGGACUGCUACAAGAAUGGACAGGUAAGGGCAGAACUUACACAACAUCUUCCUUUAACAUCUUCCCACAACAGUUGGAGUGGACGUCGUGUCAGAUAUAUGAAGGAAAAAUGCCAAACUCAAAUGAAAAUAUUCCAAAGGAGUCUGUAAAGACAGAUUUUAUUAAACUACAGAAUGAGCUUGUAUAGUAAUGACUGAAACAUUUUAUAAAGUCAUUUCUUAUUUAGGAUCAGUGUGAGUUUGAGGAGGUGGCCGUUUACUUCUCCGAGGAGGAGUGGGACUGUUUAAAUGAAGUCGAGAAGGAGCUUUACCGGGAUGUGAUGUUGGAGAAUUACCAGACCCUCAGCUCUCUGGGUAAGGCUGUCUGUCAGGCAAGAUUUCUAUCUGUAACUCUUCUUCAAAUAGCUUUCUAUACAUUUUGUAAUAUUUGUAUAGAGAAGUAUCCUAUAAAGAUUCUCUCAUCCACUCACAGGAUGUAUCCGUGUGACUCCUCCAGUUAUAUCGGUGAUUGAGCAAGGUGAAGAGCCGUAUGUGAGGGGACUCCAAGAAUUUAAAGAGAUUGGUUGUCCAGUAUACCCAGGUUAGUAUUACUAAUCGUGUUCUUGGUUUAUGAAUUGGCAUAUUUUAGUGCAACAUUUCUAAAAUAUUUGUGGUGAAAUAGAAUAGUUUUUUAUAUAUAUAUAUAAACUAUAGUAAAACUGGCAGCACGUACGGUCUUCAAAUAAAACGUCUUUAUUUUGCAAGCUUAAAACGUAGGAUCAACGUUUCAGUCCUUUUUAAAGGACCACUCUAGGCACCCAGACCACUUCAGCUUAAUGAAGUGGUCUGGGUGCCAGGUCCAGCUAGGGUUAACCCUUUUUUUUAAUAAACAUAGCAGUUUCACUAGUCACAACCUUAGAUAUGGACUUUCCAUAGCUCAGCAGCAAGUAAGCCAUAGUAUGACAGCGUAUAGCUAUAUAUGAGUUAUAAACAGGAUAUCUGUUAAUUUUGUUAAGACCAGAAUAUCAUUGCUAGGUUGUCACAGUUCUUCAUAAGAAAGCCUAGCAGUCAUAUUUCUCAGUCAAGACUUAAAUGGUUACUACACACACCAUAACCCCUUCCUAAUUUGUGGUGAUGGUGCCUGGAGUCUGUAUGUGUAGCGUUUCUCUUCGAAACACUGCAUAUUCAUAGAUUACAGGAUUUUAAUUUGUUGCCGGAUCUCCCUCAUUGUGAGGAAAGUGCAUCGAACCAUAGGUAAGGAUAAAUAUUUUUAUUCUGAAGUGAACAUACAGUAAGGACACACAGGGAAGAGAAUGAUGAUUGUAACAGGGCUCCAGUACUUGGACGUAUAACCUCUGUCUGAUCAACUUCCUCACUGCUACCAGGAGACCCGGCAGUGCUCCAUCGCCAAAGCUAAAUUGGGAUCUCUGGGUACCAAUUCCUCUGGAAGGACUACCGUGGUUAUAGCCCUUUCUCUGGAUACCUUCUCACCUGGAUAGCAGUAAUCAUUUCCCUUUCCCCCACACAUUAAUGUUGGGGGUAAAAUAAACACAGUAAUAUCUCUCUAUCUAUCUAUAUAUACACAGUUCAAAUGUAGAUUUCCAGGUUCCAGUAGGUUCCAGUUCGGGAAUUUGGAGUGCUACUUUGUAUCCUGUUCGGGAGUUUGGGGUUCUGCAGUAGCUGUGCCUGUGUCUCUGGAAGGAGAAGAUCUUCUAAACGGCGGUUUAACCCCUUUUAUGCCUGAGGGUGCCGUUACGCUUUCAAUGUAGGGUAAUAACUGCUUGAUCCAAGGAUAAAUCUGACUGCCAUUCUGGGGUCAUGAAGGAAUUUUUUUCCUAGCUUGUUGCAAAAUUGUGCUUCAAACUGGGUUUUUUAGCCUUUUUUUUGGAUCAACUGCAAAAAACAAAUGUGAGGAAGGCUGAACUUGAUGGACGCAAGUCUCUUUUCAGCUAUGUAACUAUGUAAUAUAAAGCUUCAAUUGCUCCCUCUAUCCAACUAGUAAAUCCAAACUGAGUCAGCAGCUCUCUCAUAAAUCCCCAUCCUACCCUGUCGAAGGCCUUUUCUGCAUCCACCGAUAGGGUCAGCAGGGGAACUCUCCUGGACUGCGCCCAGUCCAGUGAAUCAAUCACUCUCCGUGUAUUAUUAUUUGAUUGUCUACCCAAUAAGAAACAAAUUUCAUCCUCAUGAAUAACUGAGGGAAGCACUCAUUUGAUCCUCUCUGCCAAAAUGGAUGCUUAUAGUUUUACGUCUACAUUGAUCAGAGAUCGGACUGUAGUUGGCCAGUACAAUAGGAGACUUAGCCUUAAAAUCAGCAGAAUAGUUGCCCUCAAUAGAUCCUUUGAUGCUUUACCUUUACCAGCUAUUUCAUUAAACGUUGUUGAGUGCGGGGUAAUUACAUUUCCAAAACAUUUAUAGAAUGCAUUAGAAAAAAACCAUCUGGGCCGGGUGUUUUAUCUUUCUCGAAUCUGCGAACCCCAUUGAUAACCUCCUCUUGACUCAUUUCUUUAUUCAGAGACUUCAAUUGAUCUUUUGAUAUCUGUGGUAUUAAAGAGUUAUUUAAAUAGUUUAGAAUUGCAUCUUCUGGAAUCUCAGCUGCUGAAUUAUAAUUUUUCAUAAUACAAUUUGAAUUGAUUUUCUAUAUCUUCUGGUUUAGAAAAAAAAUCUUAUUUCCUUAUUUCCUUCAACUAUUUUAUAAAUCUUUUUAUCCAUUUCAACUAGAUUUUAUAAAUCUUUUUAUCCCCUCCACCCCUCCUCAAACAAUUCUCCCAAAUCACCAAACAAGUUUCCGAUAUUAUAACCAAUUCUUAUUUUUCACCCAUUCCGUAGCUUGCUCGUGAUUAUUAAAUGUGUACCAAUUAUUCUCAUACAUAAUUCUCAGGGCCGUUGGAAAUCCCCAUUUGAAUUUUAAGUUUUGUUUUAUAACCGGAAAAAUAAAUGAAAAGGAUCUCCUCUUUGCAAGUGUAUGGUAAGAGACAUCUGGCAAUAUUUUUAAGUCCUUAAAUUUAUCUUCCAAUGAACUCCUUCUCCUAAACUCCUGUAUAACUCCCCAUUUGAAUUUGUAAGAGUGGAAAGCCACUAUGACGUCACGUGGUAGAUGAUCUGGUGUUGUCCUAUUAAGUGGAAGUCUAUGGCAUCUAUCUAUUUUUUGUUCAUGAUUGUUUGGCAAUUCUAGGCAAUGGAAGAGUUCUUUUAACCCCUUAAGGAUGAAACUUCUGGAAUAAAAGGGAAUCCUGACAUGUUUAAGGGGUUAAGAAAUAUUUAAAUUUACUAUCUUAGAUGUCUUCUGGUAUGUUCCGGAAUCUUCAGUUUGCUCUCCUUGAUCUAUCUUCGGGAUCACUUAUUAUUUUCUUCUAACUGCGUUAUUUUAGAUUCCAUACUAUUCUGGUUUUCUUGCGUAUCCUGAAGUUGAUUUUCUGUCUGUUCCAUAUGUUGAAUUCUCUAGUUAAGAGACAGGAAAUCUGAUUUCAGGUCUAUAAAUGUAUUAUUUAUUUAAUUUUGAAGCUCUUUCAGCACUAUAUCGAGGCAAUCUUUUAGGAAGCUUGGGGAGACAGUGUCACUUUCUGCUCCGUGAGGCUGUAUGUUUUGAGAUAAUGACAGGGAUGUAUCUGCACUGUUUUUCUCCAUUAAUUCAGGGUCUUGUAUGGAGAAAAAUUAUGAAAGCUUUUUUUCUUGUUUUUGUCCUUUUUUCCCCUCCAUUUUUACACUCUAUCUACUUUCUUGCAUUCUUUUAGAUGCCAUUUUUAACCCCGUUUUUCUGUUCUGUUAUGUUCUUUUUUUUUUUUUAUUAUUAUAUAUAGGUAAUUACAGCUCUAUAUACUUAGUACAGCAAAGUCAAUAUUAUGGCUGUUUUCUUUGGAUCUGUUUUGAUUUUAGUUUUUUAAUUUCAAAUGCUUUAAUAAAUCUUUUUUUUUUUUAACAGAAUAUAUCUGCAGAUAUUCUUCUUUUUGGGUUACGGCACGUUUACUUAAUAUCUUUAAACAUUUGCAGGAAGUCGUUCACUUUGUUUUACUUCCACAAUUUAACACAAAAAUAAAUAAUCCAAUUCAUGCGCAGCUGAUUUUCUCUGCAGUUUCAAGCCUUCAGCAUGAUUCAGUAUUCAGUAAUGAUUCAUACCUUACUGACAGUUCCGGCUUCAGUGGAAUUUCUCUUUUCAACUUUGUAUUCCUCGGAUCAUCUUUUUAGCUGUUUAAGUUUGAAUCCUUAUCAAAAUAAAUCUGGAGUAAAGUAGAGCUGUGCAGUAAAUCUUCACAGGCAGCCUCCCCGUCACUUAUCUCUUUAUCAGAAUUCUUGGUUGUAUAGGGAGAGGUAUUAGCAGUAGAAAGAGGGAAGUUCUCAUGCCAUUGUACAGAACACUGGUGAGACCUCACUUGAAAUAUUGUACACAGUACUGGAGACCGUAUCUUCAGAAGGAUAUGGAUACUUUAGAGAGCGUUCAGAGAAGGGCUACUAAACAGGUUCAUGGGUUGCGGGAUAAAACUUACCAGGAAAGGUUAAAGGAUCUUAACAUGUAUAGCUUGGAGGAAAGACUAGAGAGGGGGGAUAUGAUAGAAACUGCGACGAGAGCAAUCUCGCCACAUUGCAUUGGAGAAGCCUGGUUGCUCGCCUGUUGCCUUUGGAUUAUGGCCCCAUGUUAAAAGGCUUGAUUUUCCCCUGCAAAGACAAGAAAGCCGGGUCAUUUGGUGCUUGCCCUGUUUGAGCGGUGAUACCCCAGAUAGCUAUGCCAUGGAGCUCAUUCGUAUAAUGAAAGACUAUGGGAAAGACUUUGGCUCCAUGGCAAUUGAACUGUAUGUGUGUGCUCUGAGCGCCAUUCAGUAAUAAUGUGCGCUCAGAUCUGAGCUAUCUGGGGAUAUGUUGAAUGUACCUGUUUUGUGCAAUGGCUGCACAGUUAUAUGUUUUUAUGUGUUUUACUGUCUUUUGCUGCCAUGUGUUCAAUGGAGUUUUGCCUCUGUCCUUGGAGAUAAUUGGAUUACUUCCCAAUUAUCUCCAGGAUAGAAGACUCUGUGGAACUGGUUUUGGGCAGAAAAGCCAUGCUUCAUUUGGUCACAAAGGACUACGAUCUAUCUUUUGAACCACUGGACCAAUUUGUAUGAUUUUGACGUAUGUUUGUAUUUGGAGUAUGCUGAUUCUGAAAUGUAAGUUUUAUGUGAAUGUGAUGCAUACUUUUCAAGUUAUGAAUAAUGUGGAAAAAUUUUAUUUCUCUGCUUGUGCUAAAUUACAUUACCCAUUGUGUAAGGUAAUUGAAUCACAUGCAGAGGGGAGGAAUUUGUGUGGGAGUGUCUGAGUGUAUUGUAUGUGUUUAUUGGUUGUAUUCCAAAACCCUGUGGGUGGUACUAAUGUGUAAGAAUGUGUACAUAAGCACAAUAAACCCACAGCUCUGUCUGUUCACUGCUUGACCCUCAACACGGAGCUUUGUCUCGUUCUUGGGGGGAUUUAUUGUAUGCUGUUCCAGUUCGACUGCUAGGAGUGUAAACCUAUUCGUAUGGUUUUUGCUAUUCGGCUGUUUACAGCAUUCGUAUGGUUUCCUGUUCGGCGAAUUGGUGUUCUGCAGUAGCUGUGCCUGCGUCUCUGGAAGGGGACGAUCGCCUAAACGGUUUAAACCCCUUGUGUGCUGAAACGGUCCGUUACAGAAACAUUUAAAUACAUAAAAUGAAUCAACACAGUAAAGGAGGAGACUAUAUUUAAAAGAAGAAAAACUACCACAACAAGAGGACAGUGUCUUAAAUUAGAGGGACAAAGGUUUAAAAAUAAUAUCCGGAAGUAUUACUUUGCUGAGAGGGUAGUGGAUGCAUGAAAUAGCCUUCCAGCUGAAGGGGUAGAGGUUAACACAGUAAAGGAGUUUAAGCAUGCGUGGGAUAGGCAUAAGGCUAUCCUAACUAUAAGAUAAGGUCAGGGACUAAUGAAAGUGUUUAGAAAAUUGGGCAGACUAGAUGGGCUGAAUGGUUCUUAUCUGUCAUCACAUUCUAUGUUUCUAUCUCUAUCUUCAUAUCUCUUGUAGCUGUAUCAGUCGCGUUCUCUCCUUACUCGAACUCAGCUUCUCAGCAUGCCUUGUGGCCCGCUCUCUCCCUCAUUCCUCGGAGUCCCUUAUCUUCUGUGUUGAAACAUUCCCCUCACGUCAUGUGUGUAUUACGUCAUCACGCCCCUAGCUGAUGUUUUUAACACUAUAGGGUCAGGAAUACAUUUUUGUGUUCAUGACCCUAUAGUGUUCCUUUAAUUUUUCACCCUAUUGUUUAGAUUUUAUUCAUAUUAAAUUAUGCUUCAUGUAUAAAUAUGUGAAGUGAAAGCCCUAUUUCUCCUGAACAAAAUGAUAUAUAUUAAGUGUGGGUGCACUUAAUAUGAAAAUUUUUAAUUACGGUUGAAGAAACUUCUAAAUUCUGAUUCAAAACUUGGACAAUUGCCUCCAUCCUUAAGGGGUAAUGCAAAUACAACCCUAACUUAAUUUAUUGUAAAUCUAAUUUUAGCCUCCCCAUGUCUUAUUUGGUUUAACGUAGAAUUGUAUUUUCAUCAUUUCAAGAAUAUUUUUUCUCUUUUAAAGAAGUGUAGUGUUAAUUAAGCAUGGUGAUUAAUGUUUAGAUGUGUCUUUCUAAAUGUCAUGCUAAUGAUUUAAAGGAAAAUUUCAUUAACUGAAAGUCACCAAACCAGAGGAGAGAUUUUCAAACUCUUAAGUAACGUGUUUAAUUUGAUUCCUAUAUUUAUUUCAGAAAGCUUUGUGAACAUACAUUUUCCAGAAAAAUGUCACAAAACCAGAAACGCACUAAGCAAGACAGAAGAGAAAUCUUUUGGAUUGAAGAACUCCAUAGAGCACAAGCUUUCCUUAAAAUGCAAUAUGGGUACUGCUCAGAAGAUGCACACAGAACCAAAUUUAUUCUUAUGUUCUGAUUGUGGGAAAUGUUUUGACUUUAACUCUCAACUUGUAAUUCAUCAGAGAACCCACACAGGAGAAAAGCCAUAUUCAUGUUCUGAAUGUAAAAAAUGUUUCAGCCAAACGUCUUUACUUGUUAACCAUCAGAGAACUCACACAGGAGAGAAACCUUUUUCUUGUUCUGAGUGUGAGAAAUCAUAUAGUUUUAAAUCACAUCUUAUUCGACAUCAAAGAGCUCACACAGGAGAGAAACCAUUUUCAUGUUUUGAAUGUGGCAAAUGUUUCAGCCAAAACUCGAUACUUGUUAACCAUCAACGAACACACACAGGAGAUAAGCCAUUCUCAUGCUCUGAAUGUGGUAAGAAUUUUGGUUCAAAUGCUUAUCUUGUUAGACAUCAGAGAAGCCACAGAGGGGACAAGCUUUUCUCAUGUUCUGAAUGUGGGAAAUGUUUUCAUUUUCAUUCGCAACUGCUUGCACAUCAGAGAACUCACACGGGCGAGAAACCAUUCUCGUGUGCAGAAUGUGGGAAAUGUUUUGGUCGUAAUGCUGAUCUGGUUAGUCAUCAGAGAAUGCACUCUGGAGAGAAACCAUUCUCUUGUUCUUAUUGUGGUAAGGACUUCAGCUUUAAUGCAUAUCUCAUUAGACAUCAGAGAACUCACACAGGGGAAAAACCUUACUCAUGUCCUGAAUGUGGAAAAUGUUUUAGCCGUAACACAACAUUUGUAAAUCAUCGGAGGACUCAUACAGGAGAGAAACCAUUCACUUGUUCAGAAUGUGGUAAAUGUUUCAGCCAAAAUGCAAUACUUGUUAGACAUCAGAGAUCUCAUACAGGAGAGAAAUCAUUCUCAUGUUCUGAAUGUGGGGAAUGUUUUGGUCGUAAUGCUGAUUUUGUUAGACACCAGAGAAUGCACAUUGGAGAAAACCCAUUCUCUUGUUCUCAGUGCGGGAAAUGCUUCAGCUUUAAUGCAUAUCUCAUUAGACAUCGGAGAACUCAUACAGGGGAAAAGCCUUUUUCCUGUUCUGAGUGUGGGAAAUGUUUUAGUUGCACCUCAACUCUAGUUAAUCACCGGAGGACUCACACAGGAGAUAAACCAUACACGUGUUCAGAAUGUGGUAAAUGUUUCAGGCAAAAUGCAAUACUUGUUAGACAUCAGAGAACUCACACAGGAGAGAAACCUUUCUCAUGUUCAGAGUGUAGGAUAUCUUUCAGUUUUAAGUCACAGCUUGUUAUGCAUCAGAAAACUCACACUGGAGGAAAACCAUCACCUAGAUUUAAAGGUGGAAAAUCUAGCUCUAAAGCUUAUCUUUAUAAACAUCAAUAAGUUCACACAUAGGAUGCAUUUUCGUAUACUGUGAAUGUGGGAGAAUGUUAAUAUCCAGAACCCAGUGGUUGUUAGACAUCAGAAAAUUCACACACAAGAGAAUCAGUUUUAAAGUUUUUAAAAUUAAAUUCAGUUUGUUACAUGUUAUAAUUCUCACUAGAGUUUUCUCAAUGUUAAGUAUGGUGUUCACUGCAAUUAAAAUUUGCAAUACACAAGCUCAGUAAAAAGAAAAAAAAAUUUCAGUCCAUUUAAAAAUGACGACACAAGAACUGCACAUUGAUAACCAGCCAAGUGGCCAGCGUCACAAGCAGAUUAACAUGUUCUUACUCAUAUACUACAAAAACAUGUUAAGGUACAUACAAUGCUGUGCUCACUGGCUUAUGUCAUAAAGAUGCUGUUCCUGCACAAUCGUUUAUAAAUUGGCCACAGCAAAAGGCUGUUUAUGUUUAUUGUCAUGCCAUAGAAACAUUAUUAAAUGGUCUGUGCAUAUGGCUGAUUCUAGCUUAAAGGACCAUUAUGAUUUUCACAGUGAGAAGCACGCAAGCGCCUCUAGCGGCUCUCAAUGAGACAGCCACUAGAGGCUCUGGAGGCUGGAUUAACCAUCAGUAUAAACAUAGCAGUUUCUAUAAAACUGCUAUGUUUAUAAAAAAAAGGGUUAAUCCUAGAGGUACCUGGCACCCAGACCACUUCAUAAAGCUGAAGUGGUCUGGGUGCCUAGAGUGGUCCUUUAAGAAGGGUUUGAUUGCGUAAGAAUGUGAUAGAUGUCAGAACAUUCACAACAUAAAUUCAAUUUUUUAAAGCUGGGACUCCAACUAGUGUUACUCUACAAGGGGUGAAAUUUACACACACAUUGCCCCUAUGUUUAUCUUUCAUCAGAUAGGAUGACUAUACCUGAUUUGUCUCUGUUGCCUCACAGAUAUAAGUAAAAUGGGUCAUAUCCAAAAAAAAAACAAUAAUAAUCAAGAGAUUAAUAGUCAUACCUCCUGUUGUAAAUAUUCAUAACAGCAAAAGCACACCCUACAAAAGGAGUCUAAACAUGGCUAGUAAACUGUGGCAUCCAUGGUAUAGGAUCAUAUGUAGUGUGAUGGAUGGCCUGAUUUGUUUGGCACAAGUCACAAGCUCGCGGCCCCGUUUUUGUGACUUUUGUGUACCAAGGUAUCUCUGUAUUACAGGCAUCUGUGUAGUGUGUAGCUGUAUUAAACAUAGAGCAGUAUGAGUGUCUGUACAUGCAGCUGUGGGUUACCAGAGGACAGCAGCUCUCUAUCCAGGCAUAAAAUAUAGUUGUAAUGAAUUGCAGGUACCCGUUCGCCUAUUUCCUCCCAAACUGCUAGAGUCUGAGUGAUUAUAGCUCACAGUCCAGGUGUUGAUUUGAACGCUUCUCCAGAUGAAUUACAGCCUUCAAGUAUAUUCUUCCAGCAAAGCAGACCGGUACCCAAACAUCAGUCGAAACUAGAUGAAGAGUGUAACAGGAAUGCUUUAUUCAGGCUAACCGCCUGGCUUUUAUGCUGUCAGGAUAUUUAUAUCGGCAGACAUUUUGUGCUAAGAAAGAAAUUAAAAGUAUAUAUUGCCAGAGUCACUCAGAACAGAGCGGACUCCAUUUUGCUAUCUUCAGGAUAACAAAGACACAUAAUUUCCUUGCUUUCACUAACCACUGAGCCUGAGCUAAGGAAUGCAUUAUAUAAACAAGCCAAGUGAUAAGCAAUGAAGCAGGAGGAUGGAAUGCUCUGUUU
Molecule: messenger RNA, 10065 nt
Organism: Pelobates cultripes (western spadefoot toad)
Lineage: Eukaryota; Metazoa; Chordata; Amphibia; Anura; Pelobatidae
Source: the annotation of a GenBank genome assembly